UUCCUGCAACUUUGCUAUCCAAGCUAAGGCUGCUCUUCAAGUACCAUUGGCAAUGAGUCUCUCUGGGUUCUACAAUUCCCCACCACCAUGGCAUGCUUCUGUGAUGAAACUGACCCGGCAGAGUACCUAAGACAGUCUUUAAACUACAUUACCCAGAAGCCUUAAGAGAGUUGGGAUCCUAAGAAGCCAAUCAGAGCAGGCGAAAGCCAUUCCCUUCUCUCCCCCUUUCCAUUCUUCUUCGGUCUGCUCCUCGAGCCGUCCACACACACAUGAAACUACGUUGCCCAUCGUGCCCUCGGGCUUCAAGCCACGCCCCCUGGAGACCGACAAUCGAUGUGAUGCCCCGCAGGCAGCUUGGAGACGGGAUUUGUGAAGGGACCGAAGCUCUGCUGGCUGGGGCCCACAGGUGAAGAGAGACCGGGGUCCGGAUCUACGGAUGUUUCAGGAGUAUCGCCAUCGGAGGGCCGCGGGCCCAGCAGGACUUAACCACAUGCCCUUUGACCCUGGCAACAGCAAGCCCCUGCCACUCAACAGCAGGGACAGCCCUGCUGAAAAUGGAAGUGAGGCAAGCCAGAAACGGAAGAGGAUAAAUAUGCCUACAGAGACCAUCCCAAAUCUGAGUCUUGAGUCUCCUCCUAUGGAUUUGGGCAUGUCUGACCCAACAGCAUGGGCCACUGCAAUGAAUAACUUGGGGAUGGCAUCGAUGGGAAUAACAGGAGAUCCUCUUUUGCCUGACUUUGACGCUGCCCUUGGAAUGAUGACAGGGAUCCCGCCAAUCAGUCCCAUGAUACCUGGCUUGGAGAUAGUGCCGCCACCACCAGUAGUUAAGGAGAUCAUUCACUGCAAAAGUUGCACGCUCUUCCCACCUAACCCAAAUCUCCUUCCUCCCGCUACAAGGGAAAGACCUCCAGGAUGCAAGACGGUAUUUGUUGGAGGACUGCCGGAAAAUGCAACCGAAGAGACCAUUGUGGAGAUUUUUGGGCAGUGCGGAGAGAUCUUAGCCCUUCGGAAGAGUAAAAAGCAUUUCUGCCAUAUCCGUUUUGCUGAGGAAUAUAUGGUGGACAAGGCUAUAUAUCUGUCUGGUUAUCGCAUCAGGCUGGGCUCCAGCAAUGAUAAAAAGGACACGGGGCGCCUACAUGUGGAUUUCGCUCAAGCCCGGGACGACCUCUACGAGUGGGAAUGCAAGCAGCGGAUGCUGGCCCGAGAGGAGCGCCAUCGCAGGAGGAUGGUGGAAAAACAGUUCCAUCCUCCCUCCCCACCCCCUGUUGUCCACUAUUCAUAUUAUGAAUGCAGUAUUGUUGCUGAGAAGCUAAAAGAUGAUUCCAAGUUUUUGGAAGCGGUGCAGACGUUGCUGACCUGGAUAGAGCGUGGGGAAGUGAACAGACAGACAGCAAACAGCUUUUACUCCAUGAUCCAGUCAGUCAACAGCCACAUCCGCUGUCUUAUAAAUGAAAAAGCAUCCCACGAAAAGGAAAUGGAGGAAGCGAAGGAGAAGUUCAAGUUUGCACUCUCAGGGAUUCUUGCUCAGUUCGAGCAGAUAGUGGCUGUGUACCAUUCUGCAUCCAAACAAAAGGCUUGGGACCAUUUCACGAAAGCACAACGUAAGAACAUCACCGUAUGGUGCAAGCAAGCUGAGGAAAUCCGUAACAUUCAGAAUGAUGAGCUGAUGGGCAUCCGACGAGAAGAGGAGAUGGAGAUGUCUGACGAUGACACAGAGCCACCAGACACCAAAGAGAUGGAAGAGUCAGCUUUAAUAUCUCAGACAGAAGCUCUGAAGGAAGAAAAUGACAGCUUGCGAUGUCAGCUUGAUGCCUACAGGAAUGAGGUGGAUCUCUUGAAGCAAGAGCAGGGCAAACCGGACCGAGAUGAAGACCCAAGCAAAGACCAGCAAUUAAAGCUCCUCCAACAAGCUUUGCACGGCAUGCAGCAGCAUCUCCUGAAACUCCAAGAUGACUGUGAAAGAAGAGAUGCUGAACUGGAAAAAGCAAAGCGAGAAAAAGCACAGCUCGACACAUUGCUUGAAAGCCUAAAAGAAAAGCAAGAGCAGGCAGCUGGACCAGAUUGGGGGAAAGACUCCGCCAAUCAUCAAGACCAUGCUAGCAACUUGUCGCCAGUCUGCUCAGUGAGCCAGGAGAAGGAGAGCAGUCUCGAGGCAGGACUCAGCAGCAGCCCUAUCAAAUCGGAGAGGGAAGCUUUACUAGUGGGGAUAAUCUCAACUUUCCUACAUGUUCACCCUUUUGGAGCAAGCAUUGAAUACAUCUGUUCCUACCUCCAGCGCCUUGAUAGUAAGAUUUGUGCUAGCGAAGUGGAAGCCCUCAUGACGCGACUUCAGCACACUUUCAAGCAGGAGAUGAGUGGUGUUGGGGCUAGCCUGGAAAAAAGAUGGAAAUUUUGUGGCUUUGAGGGACUAAAGAUGGCAACAUGAACUUGAACCUAGUAGCACUUUGGACAGUGGCACUCAUCCAGGAUGUUCAGGUUGCAAAAGCCUGUAUUCUGCACAGAUAUGGAUUCUUCUCUGGCAGAGCCAGUGGCUUGCCUUGCAGUCCUCAAACAGCAUCAAGAAAACUGGGGCCAAUUGUUAAGGGCUGUAAUAUUCCUGAUGUAUUUUGUUGUUGUUUUUUAUGGGUUUUUUUGAUAACAAACUGAGUCCUUUUGCAAAAGUCAGUCCUAACACUACUGUUUGGUUCUUUGAUACUUUUUACAAAAUACUGUUGGCUAAAAACAUUUUAAGAGCUUGUUUGUACAUAGUGAGAGCCAGUGUGGCGUAGUGGUUAAGGUGUUGGACUGCGACCUGGGAGACCAGGGUUCGAAUCCCUACACAGCCAUGAAGCUCACUGGGUGACCUUGGGCCAGUCACUGCCUCUCAGCCUCAGAGGGAGGCAAUGGUAAAUCCCCUCUGAAUGCCGCUUACCGUGAAAACCCUAUUCAUAGGGUCACCAUGAGUCAGGAUCGACUUGAAGGCAGUCCAUUUCCAUUUUUUUGUACAUAGUACUCUCAAACCCCUGUUGACCUUCAAAAUGUUUUUACUUUUGAAAGCAAAACAGAAUAUUGAGAAAACCACACAAGAAAGACCUUUUUCUGGCUUCUAGAA
Molecule: messenger RNA, 3091 nt
Organism: Rhineura floridana
Lineage: Eukaryota; Metazoa; Chordata; Lepidosauria; Squamata; Rhineuridae
Gene: ENOX2
Product: ecto-NOX disulfide-thiol exchanger 2
Exons: 16
Coding region: 437-2425 (662 amino acids)
Biological process (GO): ultradian rhythm
Cellular component (GO): plasma membrane; external side of plasma membrane
Molecular function (GO): protein-disulfide reductase activity; RNA binding
Source: RefSeq, a predicted model, not a curated record